GUUGCCGGUCCGCUGCAGCGUGCGCGGGGCGAACUAGCCCCACAUGGCCGCGCCGCCGGCUGCUCGACGCCCGGGCCUGGGGCAGGCUGCGGCUCGGGCUCCGGCUCCGACGCGGACACGGCGAGCGGCGGCAGGAAGAGGCGGUGGCGGCAGCGGCCCGAGGCGGUGGCCGGCGCUCUCCCGGAGCAUAGGUGAGCCCAGCCUAGUGCAUGGCCAUCCGCACGCGGCCGCCUCCGCGGAGGGACACGCGCCCGCGGGCAGCCCGGGGGUCGCCGCCCCCACAAGUUUCCGGGUCUCGACCGGUGUGAGGCGAGAAAAGCCCCGGCGGCGCGCCCGGCUGAGAUUAAGCGAGGCCUGCGUCUCCCGCACGCACCCCACGCCGAGAACCGAGGAAACGCGGAGAGAAAGCCACGGCCGCUCGUCUCCCCACCUCGCCGGAGGGCGCCUGAGGGGCGGGGAGCGGGAAGGGGCGCCGGGCGGAGGGCAGCAACCUCGCAGCCUAGAAUUUGUUUUCGCUUUCAGCCCUCGGCGCAGCGGACGACGGGAGUUGUAGUUUAAGCCGCGGCAGGAAGUCCUCGUGCAGAGGGCGGGGACGCCUGGGUCGGCCUACCCGGAGGGGAGGUGCCCCACGGGCUCGCGGACUACAAAUCCCUACAAUGCUAGCGGUGCCGAACCUAGAACUGCCUUCGCGCUUCCCAGGCCGCGUCCGCGAGCAGGCCCGAGGGUGUCUGUCGCUUACGCCGCUGACCUGCGCGCGCUGCCCCGCCCUCCCGGCGAGCCUCCCGCCCUGAGCGCCGUGGGGCGGCGGAAAGCGCGCGAGCGCAGCUUGCGUGCAGUUGCUAGGGGCUCAGUGGCGGUGCCGCCGGCCCUUUGUGUAGUUCCAGAGGACGCACCUGUCCGCACCCCACUCAGGGCCUCCCCUCCUAGCGUUUUCUUAGGGGUGGCUAAACGCUUAGAGCAGAAAACCGGGCACCUCACCCGAGGCCCUUGGAGCCGCCAGCCUAAGCCAUUUUGACCCUCAAUGAAGCGUUGACAGUUGAUUGAAAUUGGGACAGCUCACACUCUGACAAGAUCUGGCUUUGCCAAGGGCAUGCCUGCUCAUUCUGUCACAGCAGCUGCGCUCUGCCACACAAAGAGCUGUCCCUGUUAGAAGAAAUUACUUCUUUUUUUUUUUUUUUUUUUUUUUUUUAAUUCGGUGAUAACGCUACGGGGAAUCCGACCUGAGCAGUCCAAUUGGGUUUGCGAAUCCGGAACUUAACCUCUUGGGACGUCAGAAUUUUAUUUUACUAGCAUACAAUAGCAUCUCGUAUCAUUUAAAUUUAUUAGAACUUCGGUCUUGACGUUGUGUUGGAAAAAGAAAAGUGGUAAAUUACCUUAGGUUUAAAGGUGUAGGCAUUCUUGGGAAUGGUGCCAAGACAUGCCAGGUGGUAGGAUUGCAACACGUUACUUAAAAUGUAAGCUAUUAAUAUUUAAAUAUUCCUAUAAAUGUGCUAUUUUUAGAAAAUAUAUCGCAAGCUAAAUAAUUUUUUUUUUAAAAAUCCUUGACCCAAAUUUAAAAUGUUUACUUGUACAGGGGAAACACUUUGAGAAAUCCAGGGUUUUGUUUUUUGUUUGACUUAGUUUAAGAGGCAUACUCCAUAUACCCCAGUCAGGCUUUGAACUUGCCAUAUAGCCAAAGAUGACCUGGAAUUCCUGGCCAUCUUGCCUCCUGCCACCCUCCCCAAAUACUAAGAUCACUGGUAUGCCACCACAUCCUGUUCUGUGUGGCACUGGGAAUGAAACUCAGCUUCAUGCAUGCUAAACAAGCAUUCUACCAGCUGUGCUUCCCCAGGUCCAAAAUGAAUUCAACCUUGUAGACCUAUAGUUUCUUUUACUAAUAUCUAAACUUGUGCUUUAAAUACAUUUCCUAAAGUGAGUAGGUACUAUAUGAUCAAUUAACAGACUGUGUGUGCACAGAGAAGGCAAUGCCUUCUGAUACUGGUUUUGAUAUUCCUUCAAUAAGAAAUUAUGGGACUAACUUCAUAUCCCAUAUGUAUUUGUGGGGAAUAUGUAUAAAGGUUAACAUUACAUUGCUCAUAGCUUGAUAAUUUUUAAAACUUUCAAAAUUUGUUCUUUGUGAUUGAAAUGUGCAAGAUUGCAUUGCAUUAAUUUUCUCAUCCUUCAAAUAAAAUCUUUGCUCAAUUUAUAUGCA
Mus musculus (house mouse) is the source of this 2191-nucleotide messenger RNA. Its product is annotated as predicted gene, 51579. The transcript has a single exon. Bases 44 to 553 code for a protein of 169 amino acids. The record is from RefSeq and is a predicted model, not a curated record. NCBI's taxonomy places the organism in Eukaryota, Metazoa, Chordata, Mammalia, Rodentia, Muridae.